ACUACGUACACACGUACUCAUAGAGCUCCGUAUUUAUUAGUGAAUAACAGUUACUAUUUUGCAUUAACUAAUUAUAAAUUGCAUAUUAUAGUGUGACUAAAUCAUUUUUUAAUAUAUUAAUUAAUUCACUACUGUAAUCUGUGUUUUAAUAUCAACAAUAAUUAGCUUUUCUAUAAACCGCACAUAGGCAGUUACUUUAGCCACCUUACACGUGGCGUCAUUAUAUAAAAAAUUAAACACUGAAAUUAAAAGAACAUUUAUUGCUCCAAAUUGGCAUAAUUAUAUGAACAUAUUCUCAGGGAAAGUGUUAUUCAAUAUCAUCAUAUUAUAUUAACCAAUAUAUUUUUGGAUUAUGAUAUAUUUCUGAGAAUAUUUAUUAGUAACGUGGUAUUAGCCAAUUUUAUUAAGCUCAGUGCCGUGUUCAUGUAAUGUAAUACUCCAGGGCGCAUAUAUACGUGACUUUAGACAACUUUAUCAGCCCAGUGCCGUAUUCACCUGCCAUAAACUAUAAAGAUAAAAUAAGUAACCUUAACAAGUGACAUUCCAAUAUAAACAAUAGUGUAAAUCAUUGUGUUCAUAAUCUAUAUAUUUUUUUACGGUGUAGUAGAUUCUUAUUAACAUAAUGAGUGAAGCUAAAGACAAUAAACAAGCCAAUACUCCGGUCGGCGCUAAAUGUCGUGGGUGUUCAUCAAGUAUCGCAAAAGAACAUGCACAAUGUACUAACUGUCAAUCAUACUAUCAUCCCAGUUGUGCAAAACAAGCCGUGCCUCUAUCUGGUGGUAUCUUCCAAAGAUGUUGCGGAAGAAGAGGAUCUGCAUCCACUUCUGAUGAAAUCCGCGACAUGCUCAAACUAGAAAUGCUCGCACUAAGAAAAGACUUCAAAAAUGACAUCAAAAUUGAAUUAGCUCCUGUCAUUACCAGUGUAAACGGACUAAAGUCUCAAGUGCAAACCUUCACAGAGCAAUUUCAAAAGAGAAUUAGCUCAAUAAAAAAUACAGUCACUGAACUUGACACUAGAAUUGAGUUGAAUGCAAACACAAUCAACACUAAUAAUGAAAAAAUUACAGAGCUCACUAACAGAAUCUCUGAGACUCAAUGUUUAAAUGACAACAUAGUAUUACUGAGGGAGGUUGAUGAUCGAAUGGCUAGAAGAAACAAUGCAUUAUUUCUUGGAAUUAACGAACCUAAUUCAGUAUCAUCUUCAGAACGUCUAUCAAAUGAUUUAAGUCAAGUACAAGGAAUAUGCGACACUCUUGUAAACAAGGUUGAAAUAGUUUCGUGUUCUAGAAUUGAUAAUAUCGGGUUUGAUAAAGGCAAAGAGGACGAAAAACUUUCUACUACCAGUAAAGAACCUCUCAAUCGUUCACGAUCGCACAGUACUCCAAAGGAAGGAGCAGAAGCUAGUCCAACAACAACUUCAGGAGAGGAUAGCAGCUGGAGAGAAGAAUUUGAAGAUUGUCAGUCGAAACGGUCAACCGAUCAUAGUUCAGGGUCGUCAAAAUACUUCAGUUUCGACUCCAAGAGCGUCAACAACUUAAACUUAAGUUCUUUUGAACUUACAUUAUAUUAUCAGAAUGUUAGAGGAUUAAAUACUAAGCUGGAUGACAUCUUUAGUAAAACAUAUAUGGUUGAGUAUGACAUUUUUGCUUUUUCCGAAACAUGGCUUAAGUCAGGAGUUCAUAAUAGCGAAAUAUUUAAUAAUAAUUAUUCUGUUUUUAGAUGUGAUCGACGAGAGGAGUUCAGAAGAUCGGGUGGAGGUGUACUGAUUGCAUGCAGGAAUACUCUGAAUGUAGUGCCUUUAAAAUUUGAUAACAUUCAUCAACUCUUCCCCCAGGUUGAGAUCGUGGGAAUUUUAAUUACUAAUCUUAAUAUUAAAACUCAUAUAGUAAAUAUUUAUAUUCCACCUGACCUGCCUACACAUAUCUACUCCGAUCUCCUUGAAUUGCUCUCGUCACACUCUGCAAUGGAAGCUGAAGCUUUGGUACUACUGGGUGACUUUAACUCUCCACAAUUUUUAAACUCUUUGGCUGGUGGAUUGGAUAGGAAGGCUGAUCUACUAAUUAAUUUCUCAUUAUUUAACAACUUAAGACAAUUCAAUGAAGUAUUGAACAGUCAUGAUAGAAUUCUUGACUUAGUAUUAUCAUCGAUUGAAUGUAUGGUUAAUGAGGAUCAAUCUCCUCUGGUAAAAUCUGACUCUUACCACCCGGCGUUAAGGAUCCUUGUUUCCACUAAUCUGGUAAGACCUAAAUUUGUUACAAAGAAACCUCUGGGAAUUUACAACUUCCAUAAAAUUGAUAUAUCGCGACUCUUAUCUGAGCUAGAACUUAUAAGUUGGGAACCUUUAUCUGAAUAUCCUUCACCUGAUGAAAAGUGUAAAUAUCUUUACAACCAACUGGACUUAGCAAUUUCUAAAUCAGUACCUAGGAUCAAAACUCACAAUUACAAACCCUCCAAAUAUCCUCCGUGGUUUACAGCUGAUAUCAUAUAUGACUGUAAGAUGAAAGAAACACUUCACCAUAAAUAUAAAGAAAGUAUAGAUACAUCAUCUUAUCUUCAUGAACAAUACAGGUACAUCAGGAAAGUUCUUAAAGCAAAAAUCAAGUUAGCAUAUAAGAAUUAUAUCAAAAAAACUGAGGAAAAACUCCUCUCGGAUCCCAGAUCCUUCUGGAGUCACAUCAAAUCAAAAAAAACCAACAAACAAUUUCCUAGUAGCUUUGUCAUAGAUAAUAACUAUGUUGAUGACUCUCAGCAGAUUGUAAAUUCUUUUGCAUUAUUUUUUAGUAGCGUAUACGAACGACUUGAUGAUGAAGUGUUCUCCCGCCUUAAAGUCUGUAAUCUUAAUCACAUAGGUGGUGUUGAAUUACCAAUUGAACUGGAUAUAAUGCGCUGCAUAAAAAAACUCCCUAACAAAAUGUCAGCUGGCCUCAAUGGUAUCCCUUGUAAAAUUGUCAAGGAAUGCUCAGCAGGACAGUAA
Messenger RNA from Cotesia glomerata, 2974 nucleotides. RefSeq lists its product as uncharacterized. Bases 623 to 2974 code for a protein of 783 amino acids. NCBI's taxonomy places the organism in Eukaryota, Metazoa, Arthropoda, Insecta, Hymenoptera, Braconidae. The record is from RefSeq and is a predicted model, not a curated record. Gene Ontology annotation, molecular function: catalytic activity. The transcript has 3 exons.